Nicrophorus vespilloides is the source of this 3007-nucleotide messenger RNA. RefSeq names its product DNA mismatch repair protein Msh2-like. Gene Ontology annotation, molecular function: ATP-dependent DNA damage sensor activity; mismatched DNA binding; ATP binding. Gene Ontology annotation, cellular component: MutSalpha complex; nucleus. Gene Ontology annotation, biological process: mismatch repair; mitotic recombination. The record is from RefSeq and is a predicted model, not a curated record. Lineage: Eukaryota; Metazoa; Arthropoda; Insecta; Coleoptera; Silphidae.
AUAAUUUUAUAACUUUGCAAUUUAUUGCCAACUUCAUGUUUAUAAAUUAGAUUCGCAUUUUGUGCGCGCCAAAGUUUCAGUUCUGGUAUGGAAUUUCACAGUAUUUGCUUAUAAAUUACAUUCAAAUUUAAUACACAAUUGUUAAUAUGAGCAAAUCGGAGGCUACCCGUGCCCUUAGUUUUGAUUUUAAUCAACAACUUGCCUUUAUAAGAUUCUACAACAAUUUGCCGGAGAAAUCAGCCUCGACCGUCCGUUUCUUUAACCAUGGAGAUUACUACUCGUUGCACGGCAAUGAUGCGUUCCUUGCAAUGGAGAAGAUCUACCACACCAAUUCGGUCAAGUACAUGGGGGAUGAACCGAAGCUGGCCUACGCAUGUUUCAGCAAAAACAAUUUCGAGAAAUUCAUCAGAGAUCUGCUAUUGGUUAUGCAGUAUCGCGUUGAGGUGUACGUGAAGGCGAGCCAAUCGAGGAACAAUGAUUGGACGUUAGAGUACAAGGGUUCGCCUGGUAACCUUCAGCAAUUCGAGGAGAUCCUUUUCGAUGGAUGUUCCGAACUGAUCGGAGGUUACGUGAUGGGCGUUAAGUUGUCUAAAAACAAUUUGCUUGGGGUCAGCUGUGCACACAUAGUCGAGGGAAUCUUUUGCGUCUCAGAAUUUACCGACAACGAAUUCUUCACGGAAUUGGAAGCCAUCGUUGCACAAAUAAAUCCAAAAGAAUGCGUGAUCCCAUUGGGCGAGUCCAUGGAGCUGAACAACUUGAAGUCCAUGCUGGAGCGCAAUAAUGUGCUCGUGGUAAAAACCAAGAAAGUCGAUUUCAACUCUGAGAACAUUUUCCAAGAUCUGAAUAGGUUACUGUACUUCGCCGAAAAUCAGCAGAGAAACGCUAUGUGUCUGGCUGAAACGAAGAACACCGAAGCCAUGGGCAGUUUGCAAGCUGUUAUCAAGUAUCUCAACUUAACAGGAGAUGAACAAAAUUUCAAUCAGUACAAUAUGAGGAAUAUGGAUGCACAUAGAUACGUUCGCUUAGAUUGCGCCGCAAUAAACGCUCUCAACUUGAUGCAUAAGUCGGGUUCCAACAUGGGCAAAAAUGACAGUGUGUACGGAGUUUUGAAUUGCUGCAGCACGCCGCAAGGGAAACGUUUGCUUGAGAAAUGGAUUAAGCAACCUUUGAAGGAUUUAAACCUCUUGAGCGAACGACAGGAUAUCGUGGAAUGUCUGGUGAAUGAUUCAGAAACCCGCGAAAUAAUCUGUUGUGGCUUGAACAAGAUCCCAGAUCUAUUAAUAUUAGCGAAGCGCUUGUGCUCGAAAAGAGCUAAUCUGCAAGACUGUUACAAGAUCUAUCAAAGCAUAGACAGUGUUCCAUCUUUGAUCUCAAUUCUAAGAAAAAUUAAUAACAAAUCGGUAAAUGCCAUGAUUGUGAAUCCAAUUGGAGACAUUUUAUCGGAUUUACAGAAGUUCCAAUCGAUGGUGGAGCAAACGAUCGAUUUGGAUUUAGUCGAUCGCGGAGAAUUUUUCAUCAAACCCAAUUUCGAUGAAGAACUCAAUGAUUUAUCCAAGCAAAAGAAGAAGCUGGAGGAGAAACUGCAAGGGCUGUUGCGCAACGUCGCCAAUGACUUGUGUUUUGAUGAAGGAAAAACCGUCAAGUUAGAUCGUACCGAUCAGUUAGGUUACUUCUUCAGGGUGACACUCAAGGAGGAACCUAUUUUACGCAAAAACAAGUCCAUCAAGAUCAUUGAUACCGUUAAAGGUGGAGUGAGAUUUUCCAACAACAAAUUACAAGAUUUGAACGAAAGCUACGAAGAAAUCAAAUCCGCUUAUGAGAAGCAACAAAAGACGGUCGUUUCUGAAAUAUUGGAAGUCGCAGCUGGAUAUGUAGAUACGUUAAGAAAUCUUAACUUGAGUAUUGCUGUUGUCGAUGUUUUGGUAUCGUUCGCAAAUGCUGCUGUAAAUGCACCAAACGCUUACGUUCGCCCUAAGCUUCUACCAGCUGGAUCAGGGAUUUUAAAGUUGAAAAGUGGUAGGCAUCCUUGCUUGGAAAAAUUCGAUGGCAUCAGCUGUAUACCAAACGAUGUUGAAUUCAUAAAAGAUGAGAAGGUGCUGCAAAUAAUAACAGGACCCAACAUGGGCGGUAAAAGUACUUUCAUGCGGAUGGUUGCCGUGAACGUUUUGAUGGCGCAAAUCGGAAGUUUCGUUGCAUGCGAUGAAGCAGAAAUCUCCUUGGUGGAUUGCAUUCUGGCUAGAGUUGGAGCGGACGAUUGCGAGUUGAAGGGGAUGUCAACUUUCAUGAUGGAAAUGGUGGAGAGUCGUGGAAUAAUCAAAAGCGCAACUUCCAACUCGUUAGUGAUCGUGGAUGAAUUGGGAAGAGGAACAUCCACCUACGACGGCUGCGGAAUAGCUUGGGCUGUUGCUGAGUAUUUGGCGAAAGAACUGAAAUCGUUUUCGCUCUUCGCCACUCAUUAUCACGAGAUCACACAGUUGGAAGAGGAAAUUCCUACGGUGAUAAAUCUUCACGUUUCGGCUAUUAUUUCGGAUAACACCAUCACACCUCUAUACACGAUGAAGGAAGGACCGUGCGACAAGAGUUACGGCAUACACUGUGCUAAAGUUGUACAAUUCCCAGAAGAUGUUAUAAAGUUUGCUACUAAAUACCAAGAAAAAUUGGAAGACGUUGAAGGCAUGAAAUAUAUCAAAGAUUUUGAUCCCAGUUUGAAAAGAAAGUUAAUUGACGAAGGGAACGGAAUGAUCGCCAAGGUUCUGAAUUUCAAAGGAAUAGAUGUUGCGAACUUAAGUGACGAUGAUCUAGAAGCGAAAUUAAAAAAGUUGAAGACAGAUUUGGCCAAGCAAGAUAAUUUAUAUAUCAAAGGCUUAAUUGGCGUUUAAUUUGUUCACUCUUCGCCUGCCAUUUCUUCUGGAUUCAUAGGCGCAAUGUCUUGAGGCUGUUCUUCCGCUUCUAAAAGAAAGUAUUAUUAUUAUUAUUUAUAGUUUUUAAUAAACGUGUUUAGAUUUUA